CGCAGCCCCGCCGCCGCCGCCGCCGCCGCCCCCGCCGCCGGGGACAUGUCUAACCCUGGGGGCCGGAGGAACGGGCCCGUCAAGCUGCGCCUGACAGUACUCUGUGCAAAAAACUUGGUGAAAAAGGAUUUUUUCCGACUUCCUGAUCCAUUUGCUAAGGUGGUGGUUGAUGGAUCUGGGCAAUGCCAUUCUACAGAUACUGUGAAGAAUACACUUGAUCCAAAGUGGAAUCAGCAUUAUGACCUGUAUAUUGGAAAGUCUGAUUCAGUUACGAUCAGUGUAUGGAAUCACAAGAAGAUCCAUAAAAAACAAGGUGCUGGAUUUCUUGGUUGUGUUCGACUUCUUUCCAAUGCCAUCAACCGCCUCAAAGACACUGGUUAUCAGAGGUUGGAUCUAUGCAAACUUGGGCCAAAUGACAACGAUACAGUUAGAGGACAGAUAGUAGUAAGCCUUCAGUCCAGAGACCGGAUAGGCACAGGAGGACAAGUUGUGGACUGCAGUCGUUUAUUUGAUAAUGAUUUACCAGAUGGCUGGGAAGAAAGGCGAACUGCCUCUGGAAGAAUCCAGUAUCUAAACCACAUAACAAGAACUACACAGUGGGAACGCCCAACACGACCAGCAUCUGAAUAUUCUAGUCCCGGCAGACCUCUUAGCUGCUUUGUUGAUGAGAACACUCCAAUUAGUGGAACAAAUGGUGCAACGUGUGGACAGUCUUCGGAUCCCAGACUGGCCGAGAGGAGAGUCCGGUCACAACGACAUAGAAAUUACAUGAGCAGGACACAUUUACAUACUCCUCCAGACCUACCAGAAGGCUAUGAGCAGAGGACAACACAGCAAGGUCAGGUGUAUUUCUUACAUACUCAGACUGGUGUGAGCACGUGGCAUGAUCCAAGAGUGCCUAGGGAUCUUAGCAACAUCAAUUGUGAAGAGCUUGGUCCAUUGCCUCCUGGAUGGGAGAUCCGUAAUACUGCAACAGGCAGAGUUUAUUUCGUUGACCACAACAACAGAACGACACAAUUUACAGAUCCUCGGCUCUCUGCUAACUUGCAUUUAGUUUUAAAUCGGCAGAACCAGUUGAAAGACCAACAGCAACAGCAGGUGGUAUCGUUAUGUCCCGAUGAUGCAGAGUGUCUGACAGUCCCACGGUACAAGCGAGACCUGGUUCAGAAGUUAAAAAUUUUGCGGCAAGAACUUUCCCAACAACAGCCUCAGGCUGGUCAUUGCCGCAUUGAGGUUUCCAGGGAAGAGAUUUUUGAGGAAUCAUAUCGGCAGGUCAUGAAAAUGAGACCAAAAGAUCUGUGGAAGCGAUUAAUGAUAAAAUUUCGUGGAGAAGAAGGCCUUGACUAUGGAGGGGUUGCCAGGGAGUGGUUAUAUCUGUUGUCACAUGAAAUGUUGAAUCCUUACUAUGGCCUCUUCCAGUAUUCAAGAGAUGAUAUCUAUACAUUGCAGAUCAAUCCUGAUUCUGCAGUCAAUCCGGAACAUUUAUCCUAUUUCCACUUUGUUGGACGAAUAAUGGGAAUGGCCGUGUUUCACGGACAUUACAUUGAUGGUGGCUUCACAUUGCCUUUUUAUAAACAGUUGCUCGGGAAGUCCAUUACUUUGGAUGACAUGGAGUUAGUUGAUCCAGAUCUUCACAACAGUUUGGUGUGGAUUCUUGAGAAUGAUAUUACAGGUGUUUUGGACCAUACCUUCUGUGUCGAACAUAAUGCAUAUGGUGAAAUUAUUCAGCAUGAACUUAAACCAAAUGGCAAGAGUAUCCCUGUUACUGAAGAAAAUAAAAAAGAAUAUGUCAGGCUCUACGUGAACUGGAGAUUUUUACGAGGCAUUGAGGCACAGUUCCUGGCUCUGCAGAAAGGAUUUAAUGAAGUAAUUCCACAGCAUCUGCUGAAGACAUUCGAUGAGAAGGAGUUAGAGCUCAUUAUUUGUGGACUUGGAAAGAUAGAUGUUAAUGACUGGAAGGUAAACACCCGGUUAAAACACUGCACGCCAGACAGCAAUGUCGUCAAGUGGUUCUGGAAAGCUGUGGAGUUCUUUGAUGAAGAGCGAAGAGCACGGUUACUUCAGUUUGUGACAGGAUCAUCUAGAGUGCCUCUGCAGGGCUUCAAGGCUUUACAAGGUGCUGCUGGCCCACGACUCUUCACCAUACACCAGAUCGAUGCCUGCACCAACAACCUGCCAAAGGCCCACACGUGCUUCAAUCGAAUAGACAUUCCGCCCUAUGAAAGCUAUGAAAAGUUAUACGAAAAGCUGCUAACGGCCAUCGAAGAGACAUGUGGGUUUGCUGUGGAAUGAUGAACUUCACGGAUUUACCCCGGACUCUAUUUAUACCCUGACCGACAGCCUCCUUUCAGCAAAGUUGCCCGGAAUGCUGAAAUACAGGAAAAUGCCCCACCCCCCCUAAAAAAAAAAAAAAUGUUUAGGACACUGUGAGGGGAAAGGACAAUUUUGAAAUUCCUUUUCAAGGAAAAAAGAGGUCUUUAUGCUUUGCCAUGAGGCCACACUCAGCUGCUAUUUAAAAUUAAUAUCUUGAACCUAAAGAAUGCUGACUUUUCCUACAUUUCCAGAGUUAGGCAGUAUUCUACACUUAAAGACUACUACUAUUUUUAUAAAAAGGUAAUCUAUUCAGAUCGCUCCACAGAUUUCAAGUCUCUCAAACAUCAAGACAACUCCAGCAGUCGGUACACAUCACAUUUCAUUUGGAUCGAAUACAUGAUUUUGAACAGUUCCUGUACUUGCUCUUUGUAAAAAGAAAUAAAAUUAUUUUGAACGAUU
Molecule: messenger RNA, 2772 nt
Organism: Felis catus (domestic cat)
Lineage: Eukaryota; Metazoa; Chordata; Mammalia; Carnivora; Felidae
Gene: SMURF2
Product: SMAD specific E3 ubiquitin protein ligase 2
Exons: 19
Coding region: 46-2292 (748 amino acids)
Biological process (GO): negative regulation of BMP signaling pathway; ubiquitin-dependent protein catabolic process
Molecular function (GO): protein binding; ubiquitin protein ligase activity
Source: RefSeq, a predicted model, not a curated record